Molecule: messenger RNA, 291 nt
Organism: Gongylonema pulchrum
Lineage: Eukaryota; Metazoa; Nematoda; Chromadorea; Rhabditida; Gongylonematidae
Source: the annotation of a GenBank genome assembly
AUGCUGCCGGUUGGCGCAAAUUCCACAGCAUCGUCGAUAACCUCAAAACGUCGAAUCGGAAGGGUCAUCUUAAAAAAACCGAAUUUCGAGCAUACGAUACUGAGACAGAGGAUCUCACCAAUGCUACCGCUUGCUUUUAUAAUCAGUAUCUCCGGUACUUCUGAGAGGACGCUCAGAGUUUCGCUGAAAAGCAGGGACGACAUUUGCGCCGUUGCUGUCCUCCAGAAUUCUUCCGUAAGUUAUUCGAUCUCGUGUCCUAUCGCUCUGGAGUAUUUUGCUCCAUCGGACUAA